AUGGCAUCUUCGGUACUUGCGGCAGGAGCAUUGCUCUUCGCUGGGUUGUCAACUGCCGCUCAAUAUGAAGAAUACAUUCUAGCUCCCGCCUCGCGAACCAUUCUCCCUGCCUCGAUCUACAAAGUCAACGGUACAGUCGACAACGCAGAUGUUCUUCUGCAUAACACUGUCGGCAGUGCGACCUUCACAGACUCAUCUUCAGUCACGCUGGACUUUGGAAAGAACAUCGGUGGCAUCGUCACCUUUCAAGUCAGUAGCACCGAUAGCAACCAGUACAUCGGCCUUGCCUACACGGAGAGUUCACUCUGGAUCAGUGGAGAGGGCAGUGAUGCUACUGCGGAUGCUGGUCUAGAUGAGAUCUUGUGGUUCGCACCAUCAGGUCCUGGCAACUAUACUGUUGCGCCGGAACACGAACGUGGUGGCUUCAGGUAUCUCAGCCUCAUCCACAACACGACAGGUAAUGUCAAUGUGGAGCAGGUCUCUGUGCAUUUCACGGCAAUGCCACACUAUGCAGGCGACACACUUCGAGACUAUACUGGCUACUUUCAUUGCAACGACGAGCUCAUCAAUCGCGUGUGGUAUGCUGGGGCGUAUACCAACCAACUUUGCACCACCGGCGAUUCGCUCGUGCAUUUCGGUGAGAUUACCUCCAACAUGACCGGCGAUCUGACUCCUCCAAACACUUGGUACAACAAUGCCACCAUAACGAAUGGUACAUCCGCUUUAACUGAUGGGGCUAAACGUGAUCGUUUGGUCUGGGCUGGAGAUAUGGCCAUUGCAGUUCCUGCCAUUGCCGUUUCCUACAACGACAUGAUCUCUGUGGGGAAUUCUCUGGACUCGCUCUUCAAUAACCAAAAUCCACUCACAGGCCAGCUGCCAUAUGCGGGCACUCCAUUUCCCAGUUACAUCUACUCGGCGACUUACCAUCUCUACACGCUGAUCGGAGUGGCCGACUAUUACCUUUACGCUGAUGCCCUUCCUUAUUUGGAGGACAAGUGGCCCGCUUGGAAGAAAGCCCUCAACUUCUCGCUAUCCUUCAUUGACGAGAGCGGUAUGAUGAACGUAACGAGUCCCUCAGACUGGCUCAGAUUUGGAAUGGGCGGCCACAACAUCGAAGCUAAUAGCAUUUUGUACUACWCAAUCUAUCAGGGAGUAAUGCUUGGGAAAGUCGUCGGCGAGGACCGAUCUCUUCUCGACUCAUGGACAGCUGCAGCCGAAGGCAUCAAAGACUCUGCCAACAGGCUGUUGUGGAACGAUACUGCUGGGCUCUUUCACGACAACGAAACGACAACUCUCAUGCCACAGGACGGGAAUUGUUGGGCUGUACUCUCCAAUAUCACUGACUCACCGGAGAAGAACUCUCGCAUCAGCGAAGGCCUAGCCUCUCGCUGGGGCUCAUACGGAGCACCCGCUCCUGAAGCGGGAGAUGCCGUGUCACCUUUCAUCUCCGGGUUCGAACUGCAGGCCCAUCUUCUCGCCGGUAAUCCCAAGACCGCGAUAGAUUUAAUCCGUCUUCAAUGGGGAUUCAUGCUCGACGACCCAAGGAUGACAAACUCCACCUUCAUCGAGGGCUACUCUUUCGAUGGGAGGCUACACUACGCUCCUUACACCAACGAUCCUCGCGUCAGUCACGCUCACGGGUGGGCAACUGGCCCAACAUCGACCUUGACGUUCUACAUUGGUGGCAUCCAUCUGUUGAGCGCAGGUGGCCAGACUUGGGAGCUGAGUCCUCGACUUGGAAAUCUCACCUCGGUGGAUACCGGUUUUGAGACUUCACUGGGAAGCUUUGCUUCGCAGGUCAAUGCUUCAGAGAGUGGCGCUAUCACCGCCUUUGUGUUCACAACGCCAGAGGGUACCUCGGGGAGUGUAAGCUUACCUGGCGUCCGUGGUACGCUGCGUAGCUCGAAUGCGAGUUCUGUUGCUUUGGUUGAUGGUAUGGCGAGCGACGUACAGGGAGGCACGUGGACGCUCGUGCUGGCUGGGAAUGGCGUUGGUGAUGGAAGUCCAGAGCAGUACACUGGGAGUGGUUAUCUCUCGAAGACGGUAUCGGUCUGGGCUUUCAUGGCUGCCAUUUUGGCUCUCGUAUGGUAG
Molecule: messenger RNA, 2091 nt
Organism: Ramularia collo-cygni
Lineage: Eukaryota; Fungi; Ascomycota; Dothideomycetes; Mycosphaerellales; Mycosphaerellaceae
Product: related to alpha-L-rhamnosidase A
Exons: 2
Coding region: 1-2091 (696 amino acids)
Biological process (GO): carbohydrate metabolic process
Source: RefSeq, a predicted model, not a curated record